This is a messenger RNA of Strongylus vulgaris, 351 nucleotides long. The record is from the annotation of a GenBank genome assembly. Lineage: Eukaryota; Metazoa; Nematoda; Chromadorea; Rhabditida; Strongylidae.
AUGUGUUGGAGUUUUACGACAACGGGGCUCACUGGACUCUUUGUGAACGAACAUCCCCACCGUACUCUCACCGUAGUGUACUGCCGUAUAUUGAAAGCGCUUGAGCAAAUUCCACCUACAGCUGCCUACAGAAAAUACACAGAAGCGAUUGUGAAACAACGCCUUGCUUUGGUUCAAGCUGAAGAUAGUAUCCCAGCGCUCGAAGAGAAGAUUGGUAUGGGCCAGAUUGAAGAAGUGAUUGAACAGGCAGAGUACGAAUUGGAGGCGACGAGGGCAAUAAUCGAAUCUCGGGCGUGGGAACCUCUUGUUGAAGAAGCUCCCAAGGGUCAAUGGGAUUGGCCAAUCGUUUAA